This is a messenger RNA of Chrysochloris asiatica (Cape golden mole), 1017 nucleotides long. RefSeq names its product purinergic receptor P2Y, G-protein coupled, 14 (gene P2RY14). Gene Ontology annotation, cellular component: membrane. The record is from RefSeq and is a predicted model, not a curated record. The transcript has a single exon. Gene Ontology annotation, molecular function: G protein-coupled purinergic nucleotide receptor activity. The coding region runs from base 1 to 1017 and encodes 338 amino acids. Gene Ontology annotation, biological process: G protein-coupled receptor signaling pathway. NCBI's taxonomy places the organism in Eukaryota, Metazoa, Chordata, Mammalia, Afrosoricida, Chrysochloridae.
AUGACGAAUUCUACCACGGCACCACCUCCAGAAGACAGCUGUUCCCGGAACACCCUAAUCACUCAACAAAUCAUCCCUGGGUUGUACUGUGUGGUCUUCGUGGCAGGGAUCCUGCUCAAUGGAGUCUCAGGAUGGAUAUUCUUCUAUGUGCCCAGCUCUAAGAGUUUCAUCAUCUAUCUCAAAAACAUUGUCGUUGCCGACUUCCUGAUGAGCCUGACUUUUCCUUUCAAGAUCUUUAACGAUGCAGGCCUCGGCCCCAGGCAGCUGAAUGUGUUUGUAUGUAGGGUUUCUGCUGUACUCUUCUACAUCAACAUGUACGUUAGCAUCAUGUUCUUUGGGCUCAUCAGCUUCGACAGAUAUUAUAAAAUUGUCAAGCCUCUUUUGUCUUCUUUCAUGCAAUCAGUGAAUUACAGUAAAGCCCUGUCAGUGAUGGUGUGGAUGCUGGUACUAUUUCUCGCAGUCCCAAAUAUUAUUCUGACCAACCAGAGUGUUAAGGAUGCUAAGCCUGUGAAUUGUAUGGAACUUAAAAACCAACUGGGACAGCAGUGGCACAAAGCAUCCAACUAUAUCUUUGUGGGCAUUUUCUGGAUUGUGUUUCUUCUGCUGAUCAUUUUCUACACUGCUAUCACAAGGAAAAUCUUUAAAUCCCAGCUGAAGUCCAGAAGGAAUUCGAUUUCAGUCAAGAAGAAAUCUAGCCGAAACAUAUUCAGCAUUGUAUUUGUAUUCUUUGUUUGUUUUGUGCCUUACCACAUUGCCAGAAUCCCUUACACACAGAGUCAAACAGAAGGUCAUUAUAACUGCCAGUCGAAAGAAAUCUUGCUUUAUGUUAAAGAGCUCACUCUGCUACUGUCUGCUGCAAAUGUAUGCCUGGACCCCAUUAUUUAUUUCUUUCUAUGCCAACCAUUUAGAAAGAUCUUAUGUAAGAAACUGAACAUCCCAAUAAAAGAACAAAAUGAUCUAGAAAUUUCCAAAACCAAAAGGGGAAAUACAACACAUGACAGCACAGACACUUUAUGA